CCUAUCAAGUAUUGCUAUUACUAAAGACUGCCCCACAACCCGCAUGAGAGUCCCAUCUCGCAUACCGUUUUUUCACCGAAUGAAUCCGAACUAUCCGCAUCGUCCGCUGCCGCUGGGAGUAGUGCAUCUACUGGGGCUCCUUACACCGCCCCUCUUCAAGCCGCACCACCCACCAGGACAUCACCAUCCACCAGGACAUCACCACCCACCUGGACAUCACCACCCGCCAGGACAUCACCACCCACCUGGACACCACUACCCGCCAGGACAGCACCACCCGCCAGGACAUCACCACCCGCCAGGACAUCACCACCCACCUGGACAUCACCACCCGCCAGGACAUCACCACCCACCUGGACACCACUACCCGCCAGGGCAUCACCAUCCGCCAGGACAUCAUCAUCCGCCGGGACCUUACCAUCCGCCUGGACAUCACCAUCCACCAGGGCACUGUUCCCCAGGACACUAUCCACCAGGACACUAUGGCGGUCCCCAGCUGAGAAAAUAAACAAAUAGUGGCUGUUGAAAAAUCCAAGCAUUUUUUCUCGAAGAUCAUGAC
Wyeomyia smithii (pitcher-plant mosquito) is the source of this 559-nucleotide messenger RNA. RefSeq names its product histidine-rich glycoprotein-like. Lineage: Eukaryota; Metazoa; Arthropoda; Insecta; Diptera; Culicidae. The record is from RefSeq and is a predicted model, not a curated record. The transcript has a single exon. Bases 44 to 508 code for a protein of 154 amino acids.